GGUGCUGCAUAAUCCAACAUGGCGCAACAGAGCAAUGAGUCUCCGCUAAAAACUCGAAAACGAGCGCAUGGAAGCAAAAAUAGAAAGAAAAGCUGGAAAAAGAUUGACGUGACAGAUGUUGAAGAACAGUUAGAAGACCAGAGACUACAACUACGGACAGGUGGUCUUGUUGCAGAGAAAGCAGAUGAUCAACUGUUUUUUGUGGAUAAGAAAGAUAAAAAAUCAGAUGUACAAGUAAAAAUCAAAUCCAGAUUGAGAUCCAAACCGUAUCGAUGUUAUCCUCAUCUACAUCUUGAUCCCAAAAUACCACCAGCUAGAAGAGUAGCAACACGAAAACCUAAAGACAAAUGCAAGAACAAGAUAGAAAUUGAAGAACUUGAAAAGCAAGGCAUUUACACAAAGUCCAAAAAAAGGAAGUUGGAACAGAUUGCAUUAGACCGACAAAGAAAUGAUGAAGAAAGAAAGAAAAAGAUCACUGACAUUGCUGCCAUAGCAACAUAUGAUUUGUGGGGUGGCAAAGAUCCUCUUGUGGCUGUAGAAGUAAACAAGAAGACACAAGUAGAAGCAAAUGAACAUUACCUCAAAGUUACUAAGAAGACAAGAAAAAAGAUUCCUGCUGACUAUCAUAGAAAGCGUUCAUCAUUACCCGCUGUUGAUGUGAUUCAACCUGGUGGAUCAUAUAAUCCGUCUUACGAUGACCAUCAGAAAUUACUUCGAGCAGCUCUGGACCAGGAACUGGAGCUGAUUGAGAAAUCCAAGAAAGAUGAAAGAAAAAGUCGUGGUUUUACUAAAGUGUUACCGCAGGAAGUACAUAAUGAUUGGCUGGUAGAAAUGUCAGCUGGUCUGUUUGAUGAGGGAGACGAGGAGGAGGAGGUGGAAGAGGAGGACCACAAUGAUGAGGCGAAAGAUACUGAAGUUCUACCUCCAAACGCACCAGUCAGAGCUGAUCAGAAGAAAACGCCAAAGCAAAGAAGGAAGGAAAAGGAAAGAAAAUUACAGGAGAAACUCCUUGUUGCUAAGAGGAAAGAGAAGAGUAAAAUGCAAGAUGUGUAUCGAUUGAGGCGCCUAAAAGCAGAAAUCGCUCAGAAAGAGAAAGUAACAGAAAAGAAGAAGGAAACAAGAUUGAUAAAAAGAAAUGAUUCAACAAAAGUAAAGAAACUCGGACGUCAUAAAUACAUACCACCCAAACUGAAUUACCAAGUGAGUGAGGAACUCACAGGUAAUCUUAGAUUGUUGAAGCCUGAGGGCAGUAUAAUCCAUGAUAGAUAUAAGAGUUUGCAGAGUAGGAAUAUCUUAGAACCUAGAGUUCCUGUGAAGAAAAAGAGAAGAUACAAACUCAAAGUCUAUGAGAAAAGAAGUUACAGAGAUUUCAAAUAAAUAAAUAAAUAAAUAAUUAUGUCAAAUA
This is a messenger RNA of Saccoglossus kowalevskii, 1405 nucleotides long. Its product is annotated as ribosome biogenesis protein NOP53-like. Gene Ontology annotation, biological process: rRNA processing; ribosomal large subunit assembly. Gene Ontology annotation, cellular component: nucleolus. The record is from RefSeq and is a predicted model, not a curated record. Gene Ontology annotation, molecular function: 5S rRNA binding. NCBI's taxonomy places the organism in Eukaryota, Metazoa, Hemichordata, Enteropneusta, Harrimaniidae.